Molecule: messenger RNA, 1602 nt
Organism: Arachis duranensis
Lineage: Eukaryota; Viridiplantae; Streptophyta; Magnoliopsida; Fabales; Fabaceae
Exons: 3
Coding region: 1-1602 (533 amino acids)
Source: RefSeq, a predicted model, not a curated record
AUGGCGGAGAGUAUUUUCUUGUUAGUACAUCACCGGAGAAAAAUUGAUGAAAACACAAGUGAGGGUGUAACUUUUUCUAGCAAAAAGCAGAUAGGUGUGUUUAUAACUCCGUCAACGACGUUGAUGGAUUUGCACAGUAGUAUAUUAGAGAAGGCUGGAAAGUGUAGUAAAAAACGUGUGAAGCAAUUAUUUUUUCGUAUUCCGAUAUCAUUGAAGCAAUGUUAUGUUAAGUUUGGGAAGUACGCGAUGUUGGGUGAUGACGACAUGCGAGUUAUAUUUCACAGUCAAGCAAGAUUUCCCGACUUAGGCACGCUGGAGUUGUUUGCUAGAAUGGUUGACGUGGAGGGCAGCAACAGGGGAUCUGCUCCGAAUCUGCCCAAUGGCGUCAUAGAAGGGACUUUCACCGCCGUUCCAACAGGGCAACCGGCGACUCCACUUGUUUUGUCCCCGUCUUUUGCUGCUGAUUUGCCUAUCCCGGGUGAUGACUUGGGUGAUGGGCAUAGCUUCUUCCAGCUUGCAGUUGCGAUCGGAUCUGCACUUGUAGUGGAUGAUUUGGAGCCACCAAUUAUUGGUGACAAGAGUGACGGCGAAGAGGACACCGCAGUUGUCGGGGGAGCUCAAACCCAUGGUAGCAGUGGUACACAGCAGUACCUUCGACACUUCACCACGUUGGACCUUGAAGCAAUGAACCAGGCCGCAAAUGUAGACCAGCAUCACCCUGUGAUUCACAGAGAAAGGCCUAGCGUGAUUGGCACGGACGAGUUUGAGGUCGGGCAACGGUUUGAAACAAAAGAGGAAGUUGUACUGACAAUCAAGAGUUAUAAUAUUCGGCGUGGUGUAGAGUAUAAAGUGUUUGAGUCCGACCAGUUGAAGUAUCAUGGGAAGUGUGUCCAGUUCGGGAAUGGUUGUAACUGGCUGAUCCGUGUCACUAUGAGGCAGAGGAAAGGCUACUGGGAAGUCAGAAAGUGCAAUGGACCACACACGUGUCAAUUAACGGAGAUUUCGAUGGAUCACAGGCAGCUCGAUUACCAUGUCAUAUGUGCCUCGAUUAUAUCAUUGGUGAUGGCUAAUGUAUCGAUCUCGGUUAAGGUGUUACAGAAUGCGGUGUCUUCGAAGUUUGGGUUCAAGCCCAGCUAUAGGAAGGUUUGGAUGGGCAAGCAGAAGGCAAUUGCUCAGAUAUAUGGAGAUUGGGAGGAGUCUUACAACCACAUACUGAUGCUGAGGAUAGGUAAUACCAUAGAUGCGCCAACGGUUUUCUUUCAUCAACUAUUUUGGACAUUUUCUCCAUGCAUUGAGGCAUUUAAGUAUUGCAAGUCACUGAUAUCCAUCGACGGGACUUAUUUGUAUGAAAAGUAUGGCGGCACUCUUCUAAUGGAUAUUGCCCAAGAUGGAAACUCGAACAUUCUCCCAGUGGCUUUCGUGUUAGUCGAACGCGAAAACACGGAUUCGUGGAAGUUUUUCCUCAGUCACCUCCGCCAGCAUGUCACCCCUCAACCCGGCAUUUUAGUCAUAUCUGAUUGGCACAAUGCCAUCAAGGCUGCCUUGCUUGAGGAAGACGGUGGAUGGCUCCCACCCACGACAUACCGGGCAUUUUGUGUGUGA